AUGGCUCGUGACGUAAAAAGGCGCGGAAAGCCGACAUACACAAACCGUCGUAAUCGACAAAAGUAUUUGAAGAAGAAGGAUGGUAAAAAGAAAUUGUCGAAGAGUGCUGUACCAAUCAUCAAAUACACAUGGGACGAGACGAAAACACCAAGAGAGAACGUACGGGAUAUGGGAAUCGCAUUCAAUCCAAAUGAUGCCGUUCCAAUCAAAGAACAGAGAAAAGAGAUCAUUGAUGCAGUCCCAAUCGACGGAGUCAGUAUUGAUGUGCCCAAACCGGCGAAGAAGGUCACUGGAAGAAAGAAGAACGAGAAACAGGCCGCACACAUUAUCUCAAAUUUGGAACAAUCAGUAAAAGAAGAGGAGGAGGCUCGAGCAAAGGAAGGCCGAAAAUUCCGUCUAUUCCAUCGAGAAACCGAACUUUGCGUCUACAUGUUGGCACGUCACGGAGACGAUUUCCAGGCGAUGACACGUGAUGCGAAGAAUCUAUGGCAGUAUACACCGAAGCAGUGGGCAAAGAAGAUUAAGACAUACAAAGAGUCUGAAAUGUGCAAAUUCAUUGAUUCCGUGUAA
Molecule: messenger RNA, 570 nt
Organism: Caenorhabditis remanei
Lineage: Eukaryota; Metazoa; Nematoda; Chromadorea; Rhabditida; Rhabditidae
Exons: 4
Coding region: 1-570 (189 amino acids)
Biological process (GO): ribosomal large subunit biogenesis
Cellular component (GO): nucleolus
Source: RefSeq, a predicted model, not a curated record